This is a messenger RNA of Talpa occidentalis (Iberian mole), 2497 nucleotides long. It is a transcript of the gene ZBTB25, whose product is annotated as zinc finger and BTB domain containing 25. The record is from RefSeq and is a predicted model, not a curated record. Gene Ontology annotation, biological process: regulation of transcription by RNA polymerase II. Bases 1108 to 2415 code for a protein of 435 amino acids. Lineage: Eukaryota; Metazoa; Chordata; Mammalia; Eulipotyphla; Talpidae. Gene Ontology annotation, molecular function: protein binding; RNA polymerase II cis-regulatory region sequence-specific DNA binding; DNA-binding transcription factor activity, RNA polymerase II-specific. Gene Ontology annotation, cellular component: nucleus. The transcript has 3 exons.
CUCCAGUCACGGGGCGGGUCUCCAGGUGCCGCCCGCGAGGUGCUCGGGCUGCCGUCUCCCCUCCCGUCAUCCCAAUUUGUGAUUACCCCUUUUCUGGUCUAAUGGCCCCCGCAUAUUUUAUUUUUCAGUCCUCGCACAAUUCUUCCAUUUCUUUAUUUUUCACAUUAUAUUAAUCGCAUCUAAAGCAAACCCAGUUUAUCUUUUUUUAAAACUUGCUUCGUCUUUCACUGUCUUCCCCUGGCACUCUUUCUUUGGAGACACCAAGCGACCUAGGCAUCCCCUAGCAUACUGUACCUGCGACGUCAGGGCGGCUAACUUGUCUCAUAAAUUAAGGCCUGUUUUCCUUCAGAGGAUUAAUUUGGGCAUCAUUCUCUUGGCAAAGCUAUCGAUUCACUCUGGAUUUUGUCAAGUGUGUAAAAUGCACUUGGGAAUCACAGAUUUUAGAGCUAAAAGGGGCUUUAUGGAAAACCCAGUUCAUUUCUCAUUUUACAGAUGAAGACACCAGGCCUAAAGAACGCAUAGCUUGAUGGAGAUCUUACAUGUCUUGAACUGGUUGCCAGAUUCCGGGUGCCUUGGUCUUUUUGAGUCCCAACACUGCAGAACUACCGUGCCAUUUUGACCCACUCUGUAGAGACUGUUCACCAGAGGUGAUUAUAUUCAGCUUUUAAGAAAGCAGACUUGGCCUGUGUGAUGCCUCUGGUAUUUUAAGGAGUGAGGUUGGCACGAUUUCUAAGUGGAAUAGAUCCUCCUUGAUAGACUUUGGAGCUCUGUCACCACACGGAUUCAGCCCUGUUCUCUGCAAGAAUGACCAAUGUUUGCAGUAUCGGUUGCUUCCUUAAGUUAAGGCAUCAAAGUCCUUAGCAAUCUGGAUGUUUUAAUUAAGAAUGAACUAUUAAUCCAUUAUGAGAAAUCGACUCCUAAAUAGGCAACAGAAUACCGAUCGCAUAGGACAUGGUGUAGGUUAGUUCUGUCGCAGAAAGCUAUGGAACAUUGCGGGGAUGAUCAACAAGAAAGAAGGAAGGGGCCUCAUGUGAUUUGCUAUACCUUUUUGCCCUGACUGAACGUCUUAAUUGGAGAUAGUGCAGAUGGAUUCUACCGAGAGCCACAAUGGACACAGCUAGCCAUAGCCUUGUCCUUCUGCAACAGCUCAACAUGCAACGAGAAUUUGGUUUUCUGUGUGAUUGCACAGUUGCUAUCGGAGAUGUUUAUUUCAAAGCCCACAGAGCAGUGCUUGCUGCUUUUUCUAACUAUUUCAAGAUGAUAUUUAUUCACCAAACAAGUGAAUGCAUAAAAAUACAACCAACUGACAUCCAACCUGACAUAUUCAGCUAUUUGUUGCACAUUAUGUACACGGGGAAAGGGCCGAAACAGAUUGUGGAUCAUAGUCGUUUGGAGGAAGGGAUUCGAUUUCUUCAUGCGGACUACCUUUCUCACAUUGCAACUGAAAUGAAUCAAGUGUUCUCACCGGAGACUGUACAGUCCUCAAAUUUGUAUGGCAUUCAGAUCUCAACAACCCAAAAAACGGCUGUCAAGCAAGGACUAGAGGUCAAAGAAGCUCCUUCCAGUAACAAUGGAAACAGAGCUGCUGUUCAGGGUGACCACCCCCAGUUGCAGCUUUCUCUUGCAAUUGGGCUGGAUGAUGGCACUACAGACCAGCAGAGGGCCCAUCCUGCCACCCAGGCCUUGGAGGAGCACCCGAAGCCCCCAGUGUCCAUCAAGCAGGAAAGAUGCGACCCAGAAUCUGUGAUCUCUCAGAGCCACCCUUCACCUUCUUCGGAAGUGACAGGUUCUACUUUUACCGAAAGCAGCAUCAAAAUACACUUAUGCCAUUACUGUGGGGAACGUUUUGAUUCCCGUAACAACCUAAGACAACAUCUCCAUACACAUGUGUCUGGAUCCCUCCCAUUUGGUGUCCCUGCUUCCAUCUUGGAAAGUAAUGACCUUGGUGAAGUGCAUCCACUUAAUGAAAACAGUGAGGCUCUUGAAUGCCGCAGGCUAAGCUCCUUCAUCGUCAAGGAGAAUGAACAGCAACCUGACCACUCAAACCGGGGUACCACAGAACCUUUGCAGAUUAGUCAAGUGUCUUUGAUCUCCAAAGACACUGAACCAGUAGAAUUAAACUGUAAUUUUUCUUUUUCAAGGAAAAGAAAAAUCAGCUGUACCAUCUGUGGUCAUAAAUUUCUGCGAAAGAGCCAAUUGCUAGAACACAUGUAUACACACAAAGGUAAACCUUAUAAAUAUAAUCGAUGCCAAAGGUUUGGUAAUGCAUUAGCACAGAGAUUUCAACCUUAUUGUGACAGCUGGUCUGAUAUCCCCCUAAAAAGUUCUCGUUUGUCGCAAGAACAGUUAGACUCAUCUUGUGCCUUAGAGUCAGAACUCACACAAGAAAAUGUGGACACUAUCCUAGUUGAAUAGCAGUUUCUCCUUCAGAAUUUUUAUAUCAAUUCUGAAAUAGAAAAUUCAUCUGCAUAUUUUCAUUUAUAAAUUAUUUUCCUCC